AUGCCCUGGAACUCGGAUAGUAUUAUCAGCAACGAGACAGGGUUUCUUCAUUGGAAAUCUUCCUUCCAGCCGACAGAGGCUCACCGAAUUCUCGCAGAAGUCUGCAUGUGGCGCCUCCUCUGGAAAGAGGUUGCAGUCUACACUGCCGACGUGGCCGCGGACUCAAAGGAAUGUGUCAACAAUCAUAUUUUGCUCGAUUAUUCUGCCCAAAAUUGGGUAACUCAUUUCCGCAAUGCCCAAAUGGAUGAUAACCGUGCGAUGGUUUUCAUGGCAUCCAGACUUUGUCAUCAAGAUCCAACCACUCUGCUAUCUUGGGUCAAGGGCUAUUGGAUGAGUAAACGUUUGAAUGAGCGUAUGGUUUAUCCCAAAGGACUCAAUGGACUCAUAAUUGCUUCUUUCUGUGGGCUUGAAUGUGUGGUCGAGUUACUUCUGGAAAUGGACGGUCUUGACUUGAACUCGAGGGAUGAUAGGUACAAGGCGACUGCAUUGGCGUGGGCCGCCGAGUACGGCCACGAAGGCGUGGUUAAACUUCUGAUUGCCGGAGAUGAAGUUUGA
This is a messenger RNA of Cladophialophora psammophila CBS 110553, 555 nucleotides long. RefSeq lists its product as uncharacterized. Lineage: Eukaryota; Fungi; Ascomycota; Eurotiomycetes; Chaetothyriales; Herpotrichiellaceae. Gene Ontology annotation, molecular function: protein binding. The transcript has a single exon. The record is from RefSeq and is a predicted model, not a curated record. The coding region runs from base 1 to 555 and encodes 184 amino acids.